CUUUCUAUACCACCUUCAAGAUGGAAGCUGGACAGUUGGUCUACAAGAACGUCCUUAAAUAUGUCCCGUCUGUCCACAACAGUACAAUUCGGAGAUCUAUGCCAUUCACUGUACCCCUUCAGUGUCGUUACUAUAGGUAUCACCACGUCUACAAGCACGGUAUUCGUCCGCUUUGGAGGAAUCAAACUCGCUUCAAGAGUCUCCAGUCCCCGAACAGCUUUGCCCUAAGAAUAAUUAAUGGUGAUUGGGUUCCUGAUCACAUGAUGAAUACAUUCUACCUUGGACAGCCCAUACACUUUGAAGCGACUACAAAUCUCACUAUUCCUGGGACUAAGCUUUUCAUCCACAGCUGUUAUGCAACAGCAUCUCCAGCUUUAAAUUCAACCCCCAGAUAUACAGUGAUUGAGAAUUAUGGGUGCAUGGUGGACAGCAAGUAUGAAACCUGUAGCUCCCAUUUUGUGCCUCCCAGAACCAAGAAUACAAUCAAUUUCUUUGUUGAUGCUUUCCAGUUCAAUGCGCUGUCCCCCAUGGUGAACAAGUACUACAUGCACUGCACAAUGGUGGUAACGAGCAACAGCAUGAUAACGCAGAGUGCCAAAUCUUGCCACUAUGAUAAGAGCAUGAGAAGGUGGGUGGAACUUGAAGGUAACCACCGUGUCUGUUCCUGCUGUGACUCUGUGUGCAUCAAUGAAGAUGCGACUUUGCCUGUCGGUAGUAAAAGCACCAUAAGCAGCGAUGCCCUGCUGGUAAUUGAAAAGCAGGGAGGUGAUGUUGAGGCAGAAGGCAAGGAAGAUCAUGAGCCUAUCCAACAUUCGGAAGAGACCUAUGCUGACACCAGGGUGCCAGAGCACAGUGACCCUGAGAACUAUGAGGGGGCUGGGGAACCUGGUGCAGAGUAUUGGUGA
Molecule: messenger RNA, 905 nt
Organism: Polyodon spathula (Mississippi paddlefish)
Lineage: Eukaryota; Metazoa; Chordata; Actinopteri; Acipenseriformes; Polyodontidae
Product: zona pellucida sperm-binding protein 3-like
Exons: 8
Coding region: 21-905 (294 amino acids)
Biological process (GO): binding of sperm to zona pellucida; egg coat formation; positive regulation of acrosome reaction
Cellular component (GO): extracellular matrix
Molecular function (GO): acrosin binding
Source: RefSeq, a predicted model, not a curated record